This is a messenger RNA of Zingiber officinale, 2721 nucleotides long. RefSeq names its product ADP-ribosylation factor GTPase-activating protein AGD2-like. The coding region runs from base 163 to 2412 and encodes 749 amino acids. NCBI's taxonomy places the organism in Eukaryota, Viridiplantae, Streptophyta, Magnoliopsida, Zingiberales, Zingiberaceae. The transcript has 19 exons. Gene Ontology annotation, cellular component: cytoplasm. The record is from RefSeq and is a predicted model, not a curated record. Gene Ontology annotation, molecular function: GTPase activator activity; protein binding.
CGGUGCGGUAUACUAACAUUUCCUAAGUUAGCGAUGAAUAAAAAAGAUAAAGUAAUCCGGGUACUACACGGAGCUCGGUGGAUCCACCUUCCAAUCUCGAUUUCAAAUUUUCGGUGAUCACCUGAUCUGAGACGAGAGGAAGCAACGCAGUCGGAUCGGACGAUGGCGGUCUUCAUGGCGUUGGAGGACUCCCCGCCCUUCAGAAAGCAGAUAUUUUCAUUAGAGCAGACAGCUGAAGAGUUAAGAACCCGGUGUCAAAAGCUUCACAAGGGAUGUAAUAGAUUCAUGUCAUCACUUGAGGAAUCCUAUCAUAAUGACAUUUACUUUGCAGAUUCAUUAGAAGCAUUUGGAGUUGGACAAGAUGACCCAGUUAGUGUAGCUAUUGGAGGACCUGUGAUGUCAAAGUUCACAACUGCAUUUAAAGAACUCGCCAGUUUUAAAGAACUUCUACAAUCUCAGGUAGAUCACAUGCUGAGCAAUAGGCUGAGUCAUUUCAUUGACAUGGAUCUGCAAAAUGUUAAGGAAUGUCGCUGGCAGUACAAUAAAGCUAUGGCAGGGUAUGAUAAGGCACGUGAGAAGUUUGUGUCAAUAAAGAAAGGCACAAGAGCAGACAUAAUUGCUGAACUAGAAGAGAAUCUGCAUAACUCAAAGUCAGCUUCAGAAAGAUGUCGUUUUAAUCUAGUUAGUGCUCUUGCUAAUGUUGAAGCGAAGAAAAAAUUUGAAUUCCUAGAAUCUAUAAGUGCAGUAAUGGAUGCUCAUAUGAGAUACUUUAAGCAGGGUUAUGAAUUACUGAGUCAUAUGGAACCAUUUAUUCAUCAGAUUUUGACGUACACUCAACAGACAAAGGAAAUGAUUAAUGCUGAGAAUGAAAAACUUGAAAAGAGAAUCCAGGAAUUUAGAACUCAAAAUGAGCUUGCAAAUCUAAGAUCCUCCAGCAAUGUGGUGGCUACAACUAGUGGUGAUGGCAUUCAUGUAGUUGGUGUUAAAUCAUACAAAAACAUAGAAGCCCUGAUUAAUUCUACUGUGAAUGAAGAGGUACAGAUAAUUAAGCAAGGUUAUCUUCUUAAGAGAUCUUUAGGUUCAAGAGGAGAAUGGAAGCAAAGAUUUUUUGUACUUAAUAGUCGUGGUAUUUUGUACUACUAUGGAAAUAAAUGGAGCAAACAAGGUAAUGAUAAUCUCAAUUUUCAUAAUGUUGAUCUUCAAACAUCAACCAUUAAGAUGGAUGCAGAGCAGACCAAUAUGAGAUUUUGCUUCAGAAUUAUUUCACCUAUGAAGACAUUCACACUGCAGGCUGAAAAUGAGAUGGAGAGAAUGGACUGGGUUGAGAAGAUUACAGGAGUUAUUGCAUCACUUCUAAAUUCUCCUUUUCCUACACAGCUUUCUUUUGGAUGUUUGGAUAUGGAGAAUCAAAAUUCUGCUGGUUCAAAUGGUGCUGAUGCUAAACGGCUAGUGGAGUGCAUGAAUACAAAAGGAUUUGGUAAUAUUUCCAAGGUCCUAAGAGAUAUUCCUGGGAAUGAUGCCUGUGCUGAAUGCGGUGCUCCUGAGCCUCAAUGGGCAUCUUUAAAUCUGGGAAUUCUUGUUUGCAUAGAAUGCUCUGGAGUUCACAGGAACCUUGGUGUCCACAUUUCUAAGGUGAGAUCACUUACACUAGACGUUAAGGUUUGGGAACCAACUAUUAUAGAUCUAUUUUCUGCCCUUGGUAAUGCUUACUGUAAUUCUGUCUGGGAAGAGUCACUUCUUACUCAAAAUCAAAGAAUUGAUGACCAUACCAUAGAUGUACCAUGUAUCAAAAAGCCCACAUCCCAAGAUAUUCUUUUGAUAAAAGAAAAAUACAUUCAUUCAAAGUAUGUGGACAAAUCUUUGAUAAUCAAAGAAAGUAUCCAAUCUGAUCCUUCUUUUGUUAAUAUUCAAAUGUGGGAAGCAGUCAAAACUAAAAAUGUUAAAAUGGCAUAUGGUCUCCUUGUGGCAUCAAAUGCCUGUGCUAACUCUUACCAUGAUGAGGUGAACAAUGAGCUUCAUCACACUGAGGAUACUCCAACACAUGAAAAUAAUGCUAUUGCAGGCACAAAACAAUUGGAUCCUGCCCUAUGCCAGAAAAUUAAUGAGUCUGGUGAAGCUGAUAGUUGUUUCCAAGGUUGUUCCCUAUUGCAUUUAGCCUGUCAUGUCGGUGAUCCUGUUAUGGUGGAACUCCUGCUACAGUUUGGCGCUGACAUUAAUUUCCAGGACAUUCAUGGAAGGACACCUCUUCAUCACUGUAUUUCCCUGAAGAAUGAUUCUCUUGCCAAAUAUCUAAUCAGAAGGGGUGCAAUAACAUCCAUUAAUGAUGGUGGUGGAGUCACUGCCUUAGAAAGAGCAAUGGAGCUUGGAGCAAUUACUGAUGAAGAACUAUUUAUUUUGCUUGCUGGCCGGUAGUGAAAUAGUCGGAAUUCUUUGUGAAUCUUUGGUUUGCUCAUUCUCAUUGGUCAUCUUCUCGUGUUGGAGACUAGUAAUGUAGUUCCAUCUUUCGCACCAUCAAUCAUUGCUUAGUCUCAGGAUUUAUGAUAAAAUAUUAUCUUGUGAUGUUAUUUGGCAUUUCCUGCUCAUAGGUUAUCCAUAUGACAUAAUGCCUCAAACUUUAUUCAAUUAUACAUUUAUUGUUGUAAGCAUGACUGGAUCUUCUUGCUCUGUAUUAAACUUCAAUAUGAACAGAUGUGAAAAGAAAUUGGUAUCGUUUGACCUUAA